AUGCGGGGCAGCCCCUGGGAGCCGGGCAGGGAGCUCACCCAUCUCUUGUCUCCUGCCCCCUGCCAGGAGCGCAAGUCCUACAAGUGGAAGCAGCUCCUCUUCUUCUUCACCUUCAUCACGUUUGCCUUCGCCGUCUGCGUCUACUUCCACCACAACUGGUACUGCGGGCCCGGAGUAUACACCAUCUUCGCCUUCCUGGAGUACCUGGUGGUGCUCUCCAACAUGGCCUUCCACAUGACCGCCUUCUGGGACUUCGGCAACAAGGAGCUGGUGGUGAGCUCGCUGCUGGAGGACAAGCACUUCUAGCAGGCUGCAGGGGGGCAGAGCCCCU
Molecule: messenger RNA, 331 nt
Organism: Neopsephotus bourkii (Bourke's parrot)
Lineage: Eukaryota; Metazoa; Chordata; Aves; Psittaciformes; Psittacidae
Product: post-GPI attachment to proteins factor 2-like
Exons: 2
Coding region: 1-306 (101 amino acids)
Biological process (GO): GPI anchor biosynthetic process
Cellular component (GO): endoplasmic reticulum membrane; Golgi membrane
Source: RefSeq, a predicted model, not a curated record